Molecule: messenger RNA, 2190 nt
Organism: Charadrius vociferus (killdeer)
Lineage: Eukaryota; Metazoa; Chordata; Aves; Charadriiformes; Charadriidae
Gene: DDX51
Product: DEAD (Asp-Glu-Ala-Asp) box polypeptide 51
Exons: 16
Cellular component (GO): nucleus
Molecular function (GO): nucleic acid binding; ATP binding
Source: RefSeq, a predicted model, not a curated record
AUGCGGGGCUGGGCCGCGACUGAGGCGCUUUUCUCCCCUCACCAAUUUGCUUCCCGGCCACACACCUCCAUGCGCCGUCUUUCUUUGCAGUGUCACCUCCUAAAGUAAGUGCAGGCGAAGGCCCGGCAGCUGAGGAAGCAGCAGCAGCAGGAGGAGGCGCGGCCCGAGGGAGGGGAAGGGCAUCUCCCAGGAGGAGCCGACCCGGGGGCCGCGGGGCUGAGCCCCCGGGGUGAACCCGGGGAAAGAAGGAGGAAGAGGAAGGGGGAGAGCGAAGAGCAGGCCUGUGCGCAGGGACAGAAGAAGCUAAAGAAGAAACAACAGUCUGGCAGCUCUUCUGAAGAAUGGGCGGAUGCUGAGGAGGCAGCAGGUGGCGGCACUUCAUCGAAGAAGAAGAAAGAAAAUAGAAGAAAAUCGAAAGUGCCGCAAGAGAAGACUGACGCAGAUUCUGAAGAAGACACCAAACAACAGGAAAACAGAAGCAACCUUAAGAAUAAGUCUUCUAAAAGGAAGAAGAGGGAUGAGGAAACAGAGGAAGCUGAAACAAGGAAGAAAGACAACAGUGGAAGAGCUGAAGGAGAUCAAAGCACAAAGGAGGAGCUGUCCUUAGCAGCCUCAGAGGAAGAGGCAAAUCCUCCACCCUCCAGUUUCGUGGUUCUUGGAGACUACGACAGAAAGCCAGUGCAGAAGGUUCGGCCCUUCUUACCGCAGUGGCUCGCUGAACCCAAACUAGUGCAAAAACGUAUCAAAGAUAAUCUAGUUCCAAUCAGAGACGUCCCAGGAAUUCAUCCCAGGCUGUUGAAAAAGCUGCAAAUGAAUGGGAUAGAGUCCUUCUUUCCAGUUCAGGCAGAGGUUAUUCCUGCUAUUCUCCAGAGUGCAUCCAAUGGGUAUUUGAUGGGGCAGGGAGGAUACCGCCCCAAAGACAUCUGUGUCUCGGCACCUACUGGCAGUGGUAAAACCCUGUCUUUUGUCAUACCCAUAGUACAGGUUCUGCUACAUCGAGUAGUUUGCCAAGUACGAGCUCUGGUUGUUUUGCCCACCAAAGAACUGGCACAACAGGUGAGUAAAGUGUUCAACAUUUAUACUGACGGGACAGGUCUGAAGGUCGUUUUGAUUACUGGCCAGAAAUCUUUUGCAAAGGAGCAGGAGAUGCUUGUCCAGAAAAAAGUGACAGGCUACUGCAGCCUGGCUGAUAUUAUUGUGGCUACACCAGGGCGGCUCACAGAUCACAUUAGCCAGACCCCGGGGUUCAGCCUGACGCAGCUUCGCUUCCUGAUCAUAGAUGAAGCUGACCGUAUGAUCGAUGACAUGCACCAGAACUGUCUGAACCAAAUCGUCAAAGCUGCAUUCCAAGUGGAAAACGACUCUGGCUCCAACAUGCUUUUUCAGAGGACCAAACCAGGGCCUAUAACAGCAGCCAGCUCCUGCUAUCCUCAGAUACCCUUACAGAAACUGCUGUUUUCAGCCACGCUGACCCAGGACCCAGAGAAACUGCAGCAGCUGGACUUAUUCCAGCCUCGCCUCUUCACGUCUGUCUAUUCUGAGAAAAAAACACUUGGAGAUGGAACAGAGACUGAACAAGACACUAAGAAAUACACACUCCCCGAGGGGCUAUCGCAAUGUUACGUGCCUUGUGACCUGAAUUCCAAGCCUUUGCUCCUCUUGCAUUUCAUGCUGACGAUGAAAUUUACCCGUGUGCUGUGCUUUACCAACUCCAGGGAAGCUUCUCACAGAUUGUUCCUGCUGGUUCAAGCCUUUGGUGGAGUCACUGUGGCUGAAUUUUCUUCUCGGUUAUCUCCAAAUGAGAGACAGAGAACCAUGAAGGAAUUUGAACAAGGAAAAAUACAACUGUUAAUCAGCACAGAUGCCACUGCACGAGGGAUUGACAUUAAAGGAGUGAAUUAUGUAAUAAACUAUGAUGCGCCUCAGUUCAUCAGGACAUAUAUUCACCGAGUUGGAAGAACGGCUCGUGCAGGAGAAGCGGGCGUCGCUUUCAGCUUGGUCCUUAGAAUUCAGGAACGUAGGUUUCUGCGGAUGUUGAAGGAUGCCGGCAUCCAAGACGUAAAGAAGCAACCAGUGAAGGGCAACUCAUUAAAGCCGUUGGUGCAGCAAUAUGAGGAAGCUCUGUGUAAGCUUGAGAAGACAGUCAAGAACGAGCGAGCACAGAAACGAACUGGAAUGAAUGGAAGAUGA